This is a messenger RNA of Peromyscus eremicus (cactus mouse), 364 nucleotides long. RefSeq names its product ribosomal protein L23 (gene Rpl23). The record is from RefSeq and is a predicted model, not a curated record. Bases 116 to 349 code for a protein of 77 amino acids. Gene Ontology annotation, cellular component: ribosome; cytosolic large ribosomal subunit. The transcript has 3 exons. NCBI's taxonomy places the organism in Eukaryota, Metazoa, Chordata, Mammalia, Rodentia, Cricetidae. Gene Ontology annotation, biological process: translation. Gene Ontology annotation, molecular function: structural constituent of ribosome; large ribosomal subunit rRNA binding.
GGGAAGAGGCGGGUGUCCGGAGAUCCGGUCACAUGGCUGGCUGGGCGGGGCUUCCCGUUCAUAUCCCAGUGUCCCUUGUACUGACUUCCUUUCUGACUCUUUCCGGGCGUUCAAGAUGUCGAAGCGAGGACGUGGUGGGUCCUCCGGAGCGAAAUUCCGGAUUUCCCUGGGUCUUCCGGUAGGAGCUGUGAUCAACUGUGCUGACAAUACAGGAGCCAAAAAUUUGUAUAUCAUCUCUGUGAAGGGAAUCAAGGGACGACUGAACAGACUUCCUGCUGCUGGUGUGGGCGACAUGGUGAUGGCCACAGUUAAGAAAGGCAAACCAGAACUAAGGAAAAAGGGUGAGUAGACCAUGGUGGAUAGU